CUCUUGGGAUUAGGAUUAUUCACCCUAUAUAUGAAGCUUUUCAGUUUUUCUGAAUCCACCAAACUCCCAAGUCUCAACGCCUGCUACGAAGCAACGGAAAGCAAACCGUAGAGCCAAGAUUUACUUUUGAAAUAUCUUGGGUACAAUGGCCGCCAGUGAACUCGCCUGCACUUACGCCUCAUUGAUCCUCUACGACGAUGGAAUCUCAAUCACCGCCGAGAAGAUAGCCACACUAGUCAAGGCAGCGAACGUGGGCGUUGAAUCUUACUGGCCUAGCCUUUUCGCUAAGCUCCUUGAGAAGAAGAACAUCGAUGAUCUCAUCACUAACGUUGGUUCCGGUGGUGGCGCUGCUCCUGUUGCCGUUGCUGCUUCCGCUGGUGCAGCUGCUGGAGGUGCUGCCGCUGCUGCCCCCGCUGUUGAGGAGAAAAAGGUAGAAGAAAGGGAAGAGAGUGAUGAUGACAUGGGAUUCAGCUUGUUUGAUUAGGCACAAUCUUCCUGUUUGGAUUUUCUCUUCUUGUUUACUUUUCUUUUGCGGUAAAACCAGGACCUAUCUGAAACGGUAGUUGAAUUGUGUUUACUAAUUGACCUGACCUUUUCAGAAAUUGGAGAAGUUACACGGUGGAUUUUGCUUGGUUUAAU
This is a messenger RNA of Durio zibethinus, 639 nucleotides long. RefSeq names its product large ribosomal subunit protein P1-like. NCBI's taxonomy places the organism in Eukaryota, Viridiplantae, Streptophyta, Magnoliopsida, Malvales, Malvaceae. Gene Ontology annotation, molecular function: ribonucleoprotein complex binding; protein kinase activator activity; structural constituent of ribosome. Gene Ontology annotation, cellular component: ribosome; cytosolic large ribosomal subunit. The record is from RefSeq and is a predicted model, not a curated record. Gene Ontology annotation, biological process: translational elongation; cytoplasmic translation.